Molecule: messenger RNA, 1122 nt
Organism: Saccharomyces cerevisiae S288C
Lineage: Eukaryota; Fungi; Ascomycota; Saccharomycetes; Saccharomycetales; Saccharomycetaceae
Gene: LYS1
Product: saccharopine dehydrogenase (NAD+, L-lysine-forming)
Exons: 1
Coding region: 1-1122 (373 amino acids)
Biological process (GO): L-lysine biosynthetic process
Cellular component (GO): peroxisome; cytoplasm
Molecular function (GO): saccharopine dehydrogenase (NAD+, L-lysine-forming) activity
Source: RefSeq, marked reviewed
AUGGCUGCCGUCACAUUACAUCUAAGAGCUGAAACUAAACCCCUAGAGGCACGUGCUGCCUUAACACCUACCACGGUUAAAAAACUGAUAGCUAAGGGCUUCAAAAUAUAUGUAGAGGACAGUCCACAAUCUACUUUCAAUAUUAACGAAUAUCGUCAAGCAGGUGCCAUUAUAGUGCCUGCAGGUUCAUGGAAAACCGCUCCACGCGACAGAAUCAUUAUAGGUUUGAAGGAAAUGCCUGAAACCGAUACUUUCCCUCUAGUCCACGAACACAUCCAGUUUGCUCACUGCUACAAAGACCAAGCUGGGUGGCAAAAUGUCCUUAUGAGAUUUAUUAAGGGACACGGUACUCUAUAUGAUUUGGAAUUUUUGGAAAAUGACCAAGGUAGAAGAGUUGCUGCCUUUGGAUUUUACGCUGGGUUCGCAGGUGCAGCCCUUGGUGUAAGAGACUGGGCAUUCAAGCAAACGCAUUCUGACGAUGAAGACUUGCCUGCAGUGUCGCCUUACCCCAAUGAAAAGGCAUUGGUUAAAGAUGUUACCAAAGAUUAUAAAGAAGCCUUAGCCACCGGAGCCAGAAAGCCAACCGUGUUAAUCAUUGGUGCGCUAGGAAGAUGUGGUUCCGGUGCCAUCGAUCUGUUGCACAAAGUUGGUAUUCCAGAUGCUAACAUAUUAAAAUGGGAUAUCAAAGAAACUUCCCGUGGUGGUCCCUUUGACGAAAUUCCACAAGCUGAUAUUUUUAUCAAUUGUAUAUAUCUAUCGAAGCCAAUUGCUCCUUUCACUAACAUGGAGAAACUGAAUAAUCCUAACAGAAGACUAAGGACCGUGGUGGACGUAUCAGCAGACACUACCAACCCUCACAACCCCAUCCCAAUAUACACUGUGGCUACUGUGUUUAACAAACCUACCGUUCUGGUACCUACCACUGCCGGGCCUAAAUUAUCUGUCAUCUCUAUUGAUCACUUGCCUUCUUUGCUGCCAAGAGAAGCUUCAGAAUUUUUCUCUCAUGAUCUCUUACCAUCUUUAGAGCUCCUACCUCAAAGAAAAACUGCUCCUGUCUGGGUUAGAGCCAAGAAAUUGUUCGAUAGACAUUGCGCUCGUGUUAAAAGAUCUUCAAGAUUGUAG